This is a messenger RNA of Gryllus bimaculatus (two-spotted cricket), 3969 nucleotides long. The record is from the annotation of a GenBank genome assembly. Lineage: Eukaryota; Metazoa; Arthropoda; Insecta; Orthoptera; Gryllidae.
GGAGAGAUGUUGAUACCCAGCCAGGCCUUCUGCGCAGCCUGGCGCGCACUCUAGUUGUAUCUCUCUAUGCCCUGCCCGAGCCUGCCUACCACAGACCCGUUGUCGACACCGCUACGCUGCUCCCACUAACUUCCCCUCCCUGCCCUACUGGUGUUCGCAGUCUUCGUCUUUUCGCAGGACGAAGACGGGUCCUUUGCCAUCUAUCUCUUUCUCAUACACACAACCCCACCACAAACUUUCAUCAGAGAAGUCCAAUCCAUGUGCACCAGAACGUCACGUGAUUACGAUAGCUGUGACAUCUCGUUGAGAUUGUGCGUACUGCGUUAACAAAAAACAUCACUGUAACAUAAUUGUGAUGUUCUGUGCUUUGUUCACACGUAUUUAUCUAUUCUUUAAAGUGUAAUUCUUAUGAGUGAAAAUUCUCGUAAGAUUUUUUUCAAGUCGUGGAGUAUGACAUUCAAAAUCACUCCAUCUUGUGGUCUUUUCUGAAACUAAAUGCAUCCCUGUUGGGCCACAGCAGGCCACAGUUACUCCGUUCCGCUCCGUCUUGCUACUGUCUGUUCUUCGCUCCAGCUGCAUAUGUUGAAACUUUGGUUAUUUAUAUAACUACAAGUGUGAUGUUAUUUAAUCGGUUUAAAGAACUUUAUUGCAUUUUCAGCACAGAGUCAUGUGAAAUGUAGUGUUGGGAAUUUUGUCAUCUAUGGGUCAUUUGUGUGCUUAAGUGAUCAGUUUGAUCAGGAAGACUAUUUUCUUGGAGUCCUGGAAAUGACUGCCACAGAGAGUACUAUUCGAUUUAGUGGCCAUACUUUGGAUAAGGCCACAAAAGCCAAAGUAACCCUUGAAAAUUAUUAUAGUAAUUUGAUUGCCCAACAUAUAGAACGCAAGCAAAGGUUGGCAAAGUUGGAAGAAUCCUUAAAAGAUGAAGGCCUAACUGAAGCUCAAAAACAAGAGAAACGUCAGCAACAUGCACAAAAAGAAACCGAGUUUCUUCGUUUGAAGCGUUCAAGACUAGGUGUUGAGGACUUUGAGCCUCUUAAAGUGAUUGGACGAGGUGCUUUUGGAGAAGUUCGUCUUGUGCAGAAAAAAGACACUGGUCAUGUGUAUGCUAUGAAGAUAUUAAGGAAAGCUGAUAUGUUAGAAAAAGAACAGGUUGCCCAUGUGAGAGCUGAAAGAGAUGUGUUGGUGGAAGCAGAUCAUCAGUGGGUUGUUAAGAUGUAUUAUAGUUUUCAAGAUCCUAUUAAUUUAUAUCUUAUAAUGGAAUUUCUGCCUGGAGGUGACAUGAUGACCUUAUUGAUGAAGAAAGAUACUCUCUCAGAGGAAUGUACUCAGUUCUAUAUAGCUGAAACUGCAUUGGCAAUUGAUUCUAUCCAUAAACUUGGAUUCAUUCACAGGGAUAUCAAGCCUGAUAAUCUCUUGUUAGAUGCUCGAGGACAUAUCAAGCUUUCAGAUUUUGGUCUUUGUACAGGACUAAAAAAAUCUCAUCGAACUGAUUUCUACAGAGAUUUGAGUCAAGCCAAGCCAUCAGACUUUAGUGAGUAUCAUAUGAGAGCCUCAAGUCCAAUGGAUAGUAAAAGGCGUGCAGAAAGCUGGAAGAAGAAUCGAAGAGCUUUGGCUUAUAGUACUGUUGGUACUCCUGAUUACAUUGCUCCAGAAGUGUUUUUGCAGACUGGCUAUGGUCCAGCAUGUGACUGGUGGAGUCUGGGUGUAAUAAUGUAUGAAAUGCUGAUAGGUUAUCCUCCAUUCUGCAGCGAGAACCCACAAGAGACAUAUCGAAAAGUGAUGAAUUGGCGUGAAACUCUAACGUUUCCUCCAGAGGUUCCGAUAUCUGAAGAAGCAAAAGAAAUUAUUGUUAGAUUUUGCUGCGAGUCAGACCGACGCCUCGGUUCACAGCGGGGUAUGGAUGAGUUGAAAUUGGCAACUUUUUUCCGCGGUGUAGAUUGGGAUCACAUAAGAGAACGUCCAGCUGCAAUACCUGUUGAAGUUAGAUCAAUUGAUGAUACUUCUAACUUUGAUGAUUUCCCUGAUGUUAAAUUAGAAAUUCCUGCUGCACCUCUACCACAGGAUGGUGAAGUCAUCUACAAAGAUUGGGUGUUCAUAAACUAUACUUUCAAGAGAUUUGAAGGGCUAACUCAGAGAGGGACACCUACCAAAAAGUAGAAUAAUUAAAAGGUGCAUUUUAAUAAACUCUCCUUUGCUAAAGUGCUUGGUCAUUUUCCUGUCUCGAAGUAACCAACUUUAACAUACAGCAGCUGUAUUGUAUGUCUCAUUACCAGUGGGUGAAAUAAAAGAUAGCUGCCCUAGAAUUUUCACCCAGAUUUCUGUAGAUGUGGAAAUGCAAUGCCUUUCUUUUCGUCUUGGUAGAUAUUAUUUUGUCUAAACUGUUCAGUUUAUAUAAGGACACAGUAAAAUGAAAAUUCAGUGUUCUGGGGUGGGUACUCAUACCAAAGGGAGAAUUUAACCUUUUGACCUCACCCGUAAGUCAUAUAGAUCUGUAAAUGGCAAGGUAAACUAUUAAUAUAUUGCAUAGCACAUUGCAUACUUGCAGAUUAAAAUGCAGUAGGUAUACCAGUGUAUUCACUUGGAAAUUUGUUGGUUCAUUGUUACCAGGGCACAAGGAUACAAAAUUGAGGUAAUUUUUUUGUUAGUUGUAUUUCUUUUCUUUUCUUCUUUACAAAACGUGUACUUGACUUUAGUUGUGAGUUCACUUGUUUCUUGUUGCUAGUUGUAUUUUCUUGAAAAGGUGAAUUUUGUGGUUAAACAAUUCGGUUGAUGAGGUAAUCAAAAUUUGAAGAGACCAAUGUCCAUUAGUCAAAGUGCCCGCAAGAUACUCAAGUGAGUUCUCCGUCGCUAGUGUUUUUGAAGGGUAAAAUUUUAAUGUUAUGUAUCCUUGAAACUGUGUGUAGUUUGAUUGAUGAUCCUCGUGUCUCCCUUGACAUGCUUUAUCACCAAUGGAUUCAUCCGAUCUCAAAUAGGCUAAAGAACAAAUUAAAUGAUUUUAUUUUGAAUAUGACAGUAUUUUGCAUAUUUAGCAACUAUAUAAGAAAUAUUAUUGCACUUCAAAAGUGCUUUUCUUUCUGUUUUCUUGUUCUUGUUAAAGGCUAUUGGUUGCAUGUUCGUUGUUUGUUGGUUUGGUUUGCUGUUGCUUGUAAAGGUUUUGCACUUUGCAAUGUUAUUGUAGAUGUUAUUUAGCUGCUGUAUGUUGUGCUCUCUAUAUAACGAAGUAUAACUGCAAACAAUGAAGGCAACCAAGUGAAUAUUAUGUCUUUAUGCUCUUGUGUAAUUGGAGGUACAAAUUAUUUUUCUAAGAGUUAUAUAUCUGUUAUUCAUCACUUUUUUCUUUUUGUUAUUUAUUACAAUUUUAAAUUAUGUAUAUAUAUUAUAAUAUAAUAAUGUGAAUUAUUAUAUAAUAAUAUAUACAGAUAUAUAAAUCACAUAUGUUCUGUGUGGAUGAGAGAGUGCUAGUUAAGUGUGAAAGAGCGAGUUAGUGUAGCAAGGCAGAAUGGUUUAAAAUAUUUCUGUGCAUUGACUGUUUUUCAGUAAAAUGUUUUUAUCAUCACUGUUAAAAGACUUAUUGACAUUACUGGAUUUAUCCUUGAGUUAAAAUGUUCUUAUAUUACUUUUUAUUGCAUACUUCGUUUUAUGCGAAAAGAAAAGUUUCUGUACAUACUUGUGUGUGAUUUGUCAAUAAAUGUAUUUGUACAGUGAUAACUAUUUUGAUGGUAGUUCUUUUGCAUUCGAGAAUCUUUCCAAUCCAAGUUUCUGUUAUUGUCAGUUGCUUGAGUUUCAAAAACCGUAGGCAUAAUGUUUUCCGUAUUUAUUGUCUGCCCAUUUCAUAUUGAAAUGAUAUUCCAACUAAACCCUGUCAUGUAUUUAUAUGUAGUAAUAGUACAUUUUGUCAAAAUAUAAGUCACUGUUAAAACAUUUCUUCAUGAAUUUGGUGCAUUAAAAUAUAAUUUUUAACAAUAAAAU